This is a messenger RNA of Aspergillus versicolor CBS 583.65, 1512 nucleotides long. RefSeq lists its product as uncharacterized. Bases 1 to 1512 code for a protein of 503 amino acids. Lineage: Eukaryota; Fungi; Ascomycota; Eurotiomycetes; Eurotiales; Aspergillaceae. The transcript is spliced from 3 exons. The record is from RefSeq and is a predicted model, not a curated record.
AUGCGGACAUUUAUUACUGCCCUUUUAACUUUGGCGAUAGGGGCUUCAGCUACCCCAUCCAGACGGGGUGAUUCCGGGCUACCCAAAGCGCAUGUCAAGAACGGAACAUACGAAGGGGUGUAUUCACCUGAGUACGACCAAGAUUUCUUUUUAGGAGUUCCCUUCGCGCAACCGCCUGUGGAUAACCUCAGAUUUCAGUUACCCCAGUCCUUGAACUCAACAUGGGAGGGCAGUAGGGAUGCGAAAGAUUACUCCCUCCUUUGCGCUGGAUAUGGGCUCGACCAAACAUUUUAUAACCAAUCCGAGGACUGUCUCUAUCUGAAUGUUGUUCGCCCCGCCGGUUUCGAGCAGAAACAGCUUCCAGUAGGCUUCUGGAUUCACGGUGGAGGGUUUGUCAAUGGUGGCGGCGGUGACCAGCGUUACAAUCUUUCAUUUAUCGUGGAGCAGUCAGUCAAAAUAGGAAAACCGAUCGUUGGUGUCUCAGUCAAUUAUAGACUCAGUGCGUGGGGAUUCCUCCAUUCUAAUGAAGUCGUGGGAGAAGGCAUCACAAACCUGGGUCUUAGAGAUCAGCGUAUUGCUCUGCACUGGGUUCAGGAGAAUAUCGCAGCCUUUAGGGGAGAUCCUAGAAAGGUGACAAUAUUUGGCGAAUCUGCCGGUGCUGCCUCCGUUGGCUUCCAAGUCCAAUGCCUGCGCGAGGUUCCUUUCUUGAAACUGAAUGCUACGAUAGGCAAACAUAGCGAAACUGGGAGUUUUGCACCUACAAUAGACGGUGACUUUGUCCGAAACUAUGGCAGUCAGCAACUUAAGGAAGGGCAAUUCGUCAAAGUGCCCAUCAUUACUGGUGCAAACAGCGAUGAAGGCGCCUCCCUUGGCCCAACUGGAAUCAACACUACCGAGGACUUUAAAGUUACAUUAUCCAAAUUUCUACCUCUUUCAUUUCAGGAUGCCAUCCUCGAGGCAUACACAGACGAUCUAUCCGUCAACGUCGUUGCCAGCCUAGGCGACCAGCGCCCAGCACCACCUUACGGUGCGCAGUUCCGUCGAAGCGCCUCAUUCUGGGGCGACUACUACUUCAUCGCGUCGAGACGAGAGACGUCCAGGACAUGGGCCUCCCAUGGACUCCCCGCAUACGCGUACAGAUUCAAUGCCCUACCAGCCGGUGUUCCCCCCGAGGUUGGGGCCGGCCACUUUAAAGAGGUCAGCUUCAUGUUCAACAACCUCGAGGGCGUAGGCUACAGACCAGAUAUCCUGCCGUUUGAGGGUAAGGGCCAGAGCUACAUUGACCUUGCCGAUUUGAUGAGUUCUUCUUGGGCGAGCUUCAUCUAUGACCUGGAUCCUAAUAAGUAUAACGGGCGGGAUGACAAGAUUCCCAAGUGGCCAAAAUACGACCUGGAAGACCCGCAAGACUUUGUUUUUGAUGCCAAUGUGACUAGCCACGCGGAACCGGACACGUUUCGGGAGAAGGGGAUUGCGUUGAUUAAUGAUAAUGCACUUGGUGUGUUGCAUAGAUAG